Molecule: messenger RNA, 4150 nt
Organism: Notolabrus celidotus (New Zealand spotty)
Lineage: Eukaryota; Metazoa; Chordata; Actinopteri; Labriformes; Labridae
Product: ATP-dependent RNA helicase DHX8-like
Exons: 23
Coding region: 38-3661 (1207 amino acids)
Biological process (GO): mRNA splicing, via spliceosome; spliceosomal complex disassembly
Cellular component (GO): intracellular anatomical structure; catalytic step 2 spliceosome
Molecular function (GO): RNA binding; RNA helicase activity; ATP binding
Source: RefSeq, a predicted model, not a curated record
AGAAGAAUCACUUCCGGUUCACUAAACAACAACAAAAAUGGCGGCUUUAGCUUCAGACGAAAUCCAACGUCUUGAGUAUUUAUCUCUGGUGUCGAAGGUUUGCACGGAGUUGGAGAAUCAUUUAGGGAUAAGUGAAAAAGACUUAGCUGAAUUCAUCAUCAGCCUCGCAGAAACACAUCCAACGUUUGAAGAGUUUAAAGCUGUUCUUUGUCAAAAUGGAGCAGAUUUUACUGAUACACUCACUGGGAAUCUACUCAGACUUAUUCACACUAUGCGACCCACAGCAUCUACAAGUAAAGCUCAUCAAACAGAGACCAAACCACCAAGUGAGAGGGACAAGCUGAAGGUGAAAUACCCAGCUUUAUGUAAACCAGAUGAUCCUGUGUGGAUGAUUUCUCCACCACAUAAAGACAAAGAUGAUCAGCAGGUCGCAGCAGCAGCCAUGAAGGAGCUGGAGAUGCUGAUGCCAAGCUUCGGUGGGCCGAGCUCUGAUAACAGGUCAGCCCAGCCUCUGCAGGGUGACAGAGGUCGAGACACUGACAGAGAUGGCGGUCGUAAACGCAGCAGAUCAAGAGAACGUGAUGGAGAAGCAAGCACUAAGCCUAAAAGGAAACGGGUGUCUCGCUGGAGUGACCAUCCACCAAGCCCUCCAAGAGACGGUGACAGCAGCAGCAACAACAACAACAAGGAUGACAGCAACAACAACAACAACAACAAGAAGGAUGACAGAGACUCAGACCGAUGGUGUGAUAGACGUGUGGAUAGACCGCUGCCAGAGGAGCCGGUCGUGGGCGACAUCUAUGUUGGCAAAAUCAGCAGUAUCAUGCAGUUUGGCUGUUUUGUGCAGUUAGAAGGUCUCAGAAAACGCUACGAAGGCUUGGUACACAUCUCUGAGCUGCGCAAAGAAGGACGUAUAGCCAACGUGGCUGAUGUGGUCACCAAAAGCCAAAAAGUGAAAGUCAAGGUGCUUUCAUUCACUGGAACCAAAGCCAGCCUCAGCAUGAAGGAUGUGGACCAGGAGACAGGUGAAGACCUGAACCCAAACAGGAAAAGGCACCUGGAUGCUGCAUCUGCAUCUGGAUCUGGAGAGGAGGCCAUGAGGAACCCUGACCGCCCUGUGGAAGCCAGCAUGCUGGAAUUAGAGGAAAGCACAACAGAUCGCAAACGGCUCACUAAGAUCACCGACCUGGAGAAAUGGGAAAUCAAACAGAUGAUUGCAGCCAACGUGCUUCCCAGAGAAGAGUUCCCUGAAUUUGAUGAGGAGACGGGAAUCCUUCCCAAAAUAGACGAUGAUGACGAUGAAGACCUGGAUGUUGACCUGGUUGAAGAGGAGCCACCUUUCCUGAGAGGACAGACCAAAUUUAGCACCAACAUGAGCCCAGUCAAAAUAGUAAAGAAUCCAGAUGGCUCCCUCUCUCAGGCGGCCAUGAUGCAGAGUGCUCUGUCUAAGGAGAGGAGAGAGCUGAAGCAGGCGGCUCGUGCAGCAGAGAUGGACUGCAUCCCGACCGGUCUCCACAAAAACUGGGUGGACCCGAUGCCUGAUUAUGAAGGAAGGCAGAUCGCUGCCAACAUGAGAGGCAUUGGUGCGAUGCCGCCCGAUCUCCCGGCGUGGAAACGAUACGCCUUCGGAGGGAACCAGGUGUCGUACGGCAAGAAGACCGAGCUCUCCAUCCUGCAGCAGAGAGAGAGCCUGCCUAUCUACAAGCUGAAGGAGCAGCUGGUUCAGGCUGUCCACGACAACCAGAUCAUGAUCGUAGUUGGAGAAACCGGUUCUGGUAAGACCACGCAGAUCACCCAGUACCUCGCAGAGGCCGGGUACACCGCCCGGGGUAAGAUCGGCUGUACGCAGCCUCGUCGUGUGGCCGCCAUGUCCGUGGCCAAGAGAGUCUCUGAGGAGUACGGCUGCCGUCUGGGUCAAGAGGUUGGCUACACGAUCCGUUUUGAGGACUGCACCUGCACAGAAACCGUAAUCAAGUACAUGACUCACGGCAUGCUGCAAAGGGAGUGUCUGAUCGACCCGGACAUGAGCCAGUAUUCCCUCAUCAUGCUGGACGAGGCCCAUGAGAGGACCAUCCACACUGAUGUUCUGUUCGGCCUUCUCAAAAAGACGAUACUGAAACGCAAAGACCUGAAGCUGAUUGUGUCAUCAGCGACUCUGGACGCAGUGAAGUUCUCCCAGUAUUUCUUUGAAGCUCCCAUCUUUACCAUCCCAGGAAGGACGUUUCCAGUUGAGGUCCUGUACACCAAAGAGCCUGAGACGGACUACCUGGAUGCCAGCCUCAUCACUGCCAUGCAGAUUCAUCUAACCGAGCCUCCAGGUGACAUCCUGGUGUUUCUGACGGGACAGGAGGAGAUCGACACGGCUUGUGAGAUCCUGUAUGAGAGGAUGAAGUCUCUGGGGCCGGAUGUUCCUGAGCUCAUCAUUCUGCCGGUCUAUUCUGCUCUGCCCAGUGAGAUGCAGACCAGGAUCUUUGACCCUGCACCUCCAGGCAGCAGAAAGGUCAUCAUCGCCACAAACAUCGCAGAGACGUCUCUAACUAUCGAUGGAAUCUACUACGUGGUGGACCCCGGCUUUGUCAAACAGGUCGUGUAUAAUUCCAAGACGGGCAUUGAUCAGCUGGUGGUGACUCCCAUCUCACAGGCUCAAGCCAAGCAGAGGUCCGGUCGAGCCGGGAGGACAGGCCCCGGGAAGUGUUACAGGCUCUACACAGAGAGAGCCUACAGAGACGAGAUGCUGGUCUCUAAUGUCCCUGAGAUCCAGAGGACCAACUUGGCCAGCACUGUGCUCUCUCUGAAGGCCAUGGGCAUCAACGACCUCCUUGCUUUCGACUUCAUGGACGCUCCUCCCAUGGAGACUCUGAUCAUAGCCAUGGAACAGCUCUACACUCUGGGCGCACUGGAUGACGAAGGCUUACUCACACGGCUGGGAAGAAGGAUGGCUGAGUUUCCUCUGGAGCCCAUGCUGUGUAAGAUGCUGAUCAUGUCCGUCCACCUCGGCUGCAGUGAAGAGAUGCUCACCAUCGUCUCCAUGCUGUCUGUGCAGAACAUCUUCUACAGACCCAAGGACAAGCAGGCCCUCGCUGAUCAGAGAAAGACAAAGUUCUUCCAGCCUGAAGGAGACCACCUCACCCUGCUGGCCGUCUACAACUCCUGGAAGAACAACAAGUUCUCCAACCCCUGGUGCUUCGAAAACUUCAUCCAAGCUCGCUCCUUGAAGAGAGCCCAGGACAUCCGUAAACAGAUGCUGAGCAUCAUGGACAGACACAAGCUGGACGUGAUCACGUGUGGAAAAGCUUCAAUGCGCGUCCAGAAGGCGAUCUGCAGCGGCUUCUUCAGGAACGCUGCGAGGAAGCAUCCCCAUGAUGGAUACCGUACCCUGAUCGACCAGCAGGUGGUGUACCUGCACCCGUCCAGCACGCUCUUCAACCGGCAGCCUGAAUGGCUCGUGUACCAUGAGUUAGUGCUGACCACCAAAGAGUACAUGCGUGAGGUGACCACCAUCGACCCGCGCUGGCUGGUCGAGUUCGCCCCGGCGUUCUACAGAGUCGGGGACCCGACUCGUCUCAGCCGGCAGAAGAGGCUGCAGAAACUAGAACCUCUCUACAACCGAUACGAGGAACCGAACGCCUGGAGGAUCUCCCGUGCCUUCAGACGACGCUGAAGAGCCACCGUGCCUUAGACUAACCCCGUCUGAACACCAGGUGGACAAACUCCCUAACACACAUACUGACCCAGCCGGCUAACGGCUGAACAGACACUUUGGAGUUCAAUGUUAUUAUAACAACCUGUUAGCAGAAAUACGGUAAUCAAACCUUCAUUAUUCAUCUCACUGAAUGGCCUCUUAAUAUUUAAAUGGUCAGUAAUCCUUCAUUUUGCCUUCUUGGGGAUGUCAUUACCAGAGUCAGGAGGAAAACCUGAAGUUAUGAGCGUUACUUGUGUUGUAUUUUCUAUGAAACCGUUCACCUUUGGUUAUUUUCAGUUUGACUUUUAGCUGAAAACUUGAUAUUUGUUUUUGAUAAUCGCAGAUAAACACUGACCGCACUUUUAAAUGCUGCUGCCUCUGAAUUAUUCCUUCUUGUCUGCAUGGAUAUGAGCAAAUAUGGAACUUAUUUUAUUGUUUGUUUGGACCAAAAAUAGAUUUUCAAACAGA